Molecule: messenger RNA, 741 nt
Organism: Zea mays
Lineage: Eukaryota; Viridiplantae; Streptophyta; Magnoliopsida; Poales; Poaceae
Exons: 1
Coding region: 1-741 (246 amino acids)
Cellular component (GO): membrane
Source: RefSeq, a predicted model, not a curated record
AUGCCUCCACCGCCCCUUCCGUACCUCCUCCUCCUCUGGACACACGGUCAAGCACCAAGCGACCAAACGCGAGCCGCCUUGAACUCGAAGCAAGCAAGCAACUCGACGCGCUGUGGGUGGUGGCUGGGGCUGGUGACGGCGGCGUGGGUGCAGUGCGUCUCCGGCAACAACUACACCUUCUCCAACUACUCGCACGCGCUCAAGACGCUCAUGGGCCUCACGCAACUGCAGCUCAACGACCUCUCUGUCGCCAAGGACAUCGGCAAGGCGUUCGGCCUCCUCGCGGGGCUGGCGUCCGACCGCGUCCCCAUCUGGCUCCUCCUCGCCGUCGGCUCCCUCGAGGGCCUCCUUGGCUACGGCGCGCAGUGGAUGGUCGUGUCCGGGGCCGUCGCCCCGCUCCCCUACUGGCAGAUCUGCGUCUUCCUCUGCCUCGGCGGGAACAGCACCACGUGGAUGAACACCGCCGUGCUCGUCACCUGCAUCCGCAACUUCCGCUGGAGCAGGGGCCCCAUCUCCGGCCUGCUCAAGGGCUACGUCGGCCUCAGCACCGCCAUCUUCACCGACACCUGCUCCGUGCUCUUCGCCAACGACCCGGCCUCGUUCCUCGUCAUGCUCGCCGUCGUGCCGGCCGCCGUCUGCGCGCUCGCCAUGGUGUUCCUCCGCGAGGGCACCGCCGCUGCGGACGAGGAGGACGACGGGCGCUGCUUCGCUCACACUGCUCCUUCAAGGCGGGACAGGUAG